GUUUUAGUAAACCGGAACAUGGGAAAUACUUGAACCGGGUAGACUUAACUUUGGGCCUAAUUGUGGGCCUAAAUUGGACAACGAAGAAAUAAGAAGAGAGGCGUCGAAUGUUUUUUGUGACAGAACCGCCAUGGCUACAGCUUCAAGGUUUCUACGGAAAUUGCCGAGGUUUCUCAAGCUUUCUCCAACUCUUCUCCGUAGCAAUGGCGUAAGAUUUUCUAGCAAUUUGAUUCAGGGUUCCAUAGAACCGUUGGAUUCCUUCUGGCGAAUAGGAUCUCGAAUCAGCCAUGAUUCUUUUACUACCAGAAGCUUCUCUUCUCAAGGUCCUGCUUCUGUCGAUUACAGUUCGGUUUUGCAGGAGGAUGAGUUUCACAAAUUAGCCAACUUCACAAUAAAUCACCUUCUUGAGAAAAUGGAGGAUUAUGGUGAUAAUGUUCAGAUUGAUGGUUUCGACAUAGAUUAUGGGAAUGAAGUUCUCACCCUUAAGCUUGGAUCUUUAGGCACUUAUGUACUGAAUAAGCAAACUCCAAAUCGACAAAUCUGGAUGUCUUCACCUGUGAGUGGCCCUUCUAGAUUCGACUGGGACCGUGAUGCUAAUGCAUGGAUUUACCGGCGAACCGAAGCAAAGUUGCAUAAACUCCUGGAAGAGGAGUUAGAGAAUCUAUGUGUUCAAGACUCCAAAAUAUUGUUCAAAGGUUCAACAUUGAUCAAUGACAGCAACGGAGACACUCUUGUUUCAGCUGGUCAGAGAUUUGAGCUGGGCUUCUUCACUCCAAAUGGAAGCUCUGAUGAAAGAAGGUACUUAGGGAUUUGGUUUUACGACUUACAUCCACUUACUGUUGUCUGGGUUGCAAAUCGUGAAUCUCCGGUUCUUGACCGUUCCGGCAUUUUCACCAUCUCUAAAGAUGGCAAUCUUGAAGUUAUUGAUUCUAAGGGAAAAGUGUACUGGGACACCGAUGUUGAACCUUCCUUAGUCUUUGCGCAGAGAACGGUAAAGCUGAUGGAUAAUGGUAAUCUUGUGUUGAUGAGUGAUGGAAAUGAAGCAAAUGUGGUUUGGCAAAGUUUUCAGAAUCCUACUGAUACAUUUCUCCCAGGGAUGAGGAUGGAUGAGAAUAUGACUUUAUCAUCAUGGAGAAGCUUCAGCGAUCCAUCACCUGGAAAUUUCACCUUUCAGAUAGAUCAAGAAGAAGACAAACAGUUUAUCAUUUGGAAAAGAUCAAUGAGAUACUGGAAAUCUGGAAUUUCUGGUAAAUUCAUCGGAUCCGACGAGAUGCCUUAUGCGAUUUCUUACUUUCUUUCCAAUUUCACAGAGACGGUAACUGUCCACAAUGCCUCUGUGCCUCCUCUCUUCACAUCUUUGUAUACCAAUACAAGGUUCACCAUGAGCUCCUCUGGUCAAGCUCAGUACUUCAGGUUAGAUGGAGAAAGAUUCUGGGCACAGAUUUGGGCUGAACCUAGAGAUGAAUGUAGUGUCUACAAUGCUUGUGGGAAUUUUGGUAGCUGUAACAGCAAGAAUGAAGAGAUGUGUAAGUGUUUGCCUGGUUUUAGGCCUAAUUUCCUGGAGAAAUGGGUCAAGGGAGAUUUUUCUGGUGGAUGUUCCAGGGAGUCAAGGAUCUGUGGUAAAGACGGUGUUGUGGUGGGAGACAUGUUCUUGAAUCUGACUGUGGUUGAAGUAGGAAGUCCGGAUUCACAGUUUGAUGCACAUAAUGAAAAAGAAUGCAGAGCAGAGUGUUUGAAUAAUUGCCAAUGCCAAGCUUACUCAUAUGAAGAAGUUGAUACACUUCAAAGCAAUACGAAGUGCUGGAUUUGGUUGGAGGAUCUCAAUAAUCUCAAGGAAGGUUAUUUAGGUAGCCGCAAUGUAUUCAUUCGCGUAGCAGUUCCCGAUAUAGAGUCGACCAGUAGAGAUUGUGCGACAUGCGGCACAAAUGUUAUUCCUUAUCCUUUGAGCACGGCUCCUGGAUGUGGCGACAGUAAUUACCUUAAUUUCAACUGCAAUAUGUCGACUGGUCAAGUCAUUUUCAAAGAAUUUAACAGCUCAUACAAUGUUACAAGUAUUAAUCCGGAUACUCACAGAUUCUUGAUCAAAAUAAAAGAUGUUAUAGUAAACUGCACAACUCUAAAUCAGAUGAGCAGAAUUUCAGAGUUAAAGCUAUCUUCGCCUUUUUAUCUCACGGGGAAGUGCAAUGCAGAUAUGGUUACUGGUGGAACUGAAGUGGAGAUUCGUUGGGAUCCUCCUCUUGAGCCAACUUGCUCUUUAUCUGCAGACUGUAAAGACUGGCCUAAUUCAUCCUGCAGGAAAUCUGGAGACCAGAAGAGGCAGUGCGUCUGCAAUCAUAAUUUUAAGUGGGAUGGAUUCAAUCUGAACUGCACUCAAGAACGAGCUCGUGGAAGAUACGGGGAAGCUAAAACACCGGUGGUUUUGAUCAUUGUGGUGACUUUUACAAGUGCAGCCAUUCUGGUUGUUCUGUCAAGCACUGCUUCUUAUGUGUAUUUGCAAAGAAGAAAAGUAAACAAGGAACUAGGAAGCAUACCAAGAGGAGUUCAUUUAUGUGACAGUGAGAGACAUAUUAAAGAUUUGAUUGAAUCGGGAAGGUUUAAACAAGAUGAUAGUCAAGGCAUAGAUGUUCCAUCUUUUGAGCUCGAGACCAUCCUAUAUGCAACAUCCAACUUCUCAAAUGCAAACAAGCUAGGCCAAGGAGGGUUUGGACCGGUUUAUAAGGGAAUGUUUCCUGGAGAUCAAGAGAUUGCUGUGAAGAGCGGGAAGCGUAACACCGGGUUUUAUGAACCUGAGAAAUCUUUAAGCCUUCUAGGCUAUGCGUGGGAUCUCUGGAAAGCGGAAAGAGGGAUUGAGUUAUUGGAUCAGGCUUUAAAAGAAUCGUGCGAAACCGAAGAAUUUUUGAAGUGCUUGAACGUAGGACUGCUUUGUAUUCAAGAAGAUCCUAAUGAUCGUCCUACAAUGUCAAAUGUUGUUUUCAUGCUCGGAAGCAGCGAAGCUGCUACUCUUCCUACUCCAAGACAACCGGCUUUUGUCCUUAGACGUUGCGCUUCAUCAAGCAAAGCUUCUUCAUCCACCAAGCCAGAAACAUGCUCUGAAAAUGAGCUUACCAUAACUCUUGAAGAUGGAAGAUAAUAAUAGCUCUGAACAUUCAUUUGAGCCAUUAGCUAGCUUUUUGUAUUUAUUCUCAAUAAGCAUAAGAUUUCAAU
This is a messenger RNA of Arabidopsis arenosa, 3204 nucleotides long. The record is from the annotation of a GenBank genome assembly. NCBI's taxonomy places the organism in Eukaryota, Viridiplantae, Streptophyta, Magnoliopsida, Brassicales, Brassicaceae.